AUGGCCCUGGGCUUCACAGUUCUGCUGCUGGUGGGGACAGGUAAGGCUUGCAGGGCCCAACCUGUGCUGACCCAGCCCUCCUCCGUGUCGGUGCUCCCCGGGCAAACCGCUCGGCUCCCCUGCACCUUGAGCCCCCAGUACAAUAUCAGCGAUUUCGGCAUCUCCUGGUACCAGCAGCGCCCUGGCCACUUGCUGCGGUACCUGCUCUAUUACAACUCUGAGCGAGACAAGCAUAGGCCUGCCAAGACUCCCGACCGCUUCUCUGCUACCAAAGACCUUGCCAGCAAUGCCUGCAUCCUCCUCAUCGCAUCUGCCCGCAGUGAGGACAACGGCAGCUAUUACUGCGCCCUGUCGCGUGCCUUCAGCUGGUUUUAG
Molecule: messenger RNA, 375 nt
Organism: Mesitornis unicolor (brown roatelo)
Lineage: Eukaryota; Metazoa; Chordata; Aves; Mesitornithiformes; Mesitornithidae
Gene: VPREB3
Product: pre-B lymphocyte 3
Exons: 2
Coding region: 1-375 (124 amino acids)
Biological process (GO): immune response; immunoglobulin production
Source: RefSeq, a predicted model, not a curated record